CUAAACCUAAACCAUAAUUCAUCAGCCGUCCUUCUGCAGCAUCAGCAUUUUAUCUCUCCACAUUUUCCAGGAGAGUGGACAAUCCACUUCCUCUUCAGCUCACGCAAUGAAUGCUGCUGCCGGUGCUGCCAUGGCGGAGAGCUGAGUCUCACUCACAAACUUCCGCCAUGGCAUUUCCUCCUCAACGAUUCAUGGCUUUUGCCAAACAAUCCAGGUACUCUUUAUCCUCUCUCUUCUCACAAUCCCCAUUUUCUCAAUGUUCCACCAUUGAAGCUUCCUGCAACUUUCAACAACAAAAAGAUGAAGAAAAUCUCAUAAAUAAUAGUAUUGUUCAACACCCAACUUUUACUAAUCCUUGUAAUAUUGACGAAUCUAAGGUUCUUGCUGAACUCUCAGAUCUUUUAGCAGUUCAUCGAACAACUACAAUCCCUUUAAAUUUAUAUUCACCCGAUUCAGUGAAAACCCUAAUUGAAAAUCAAACCCUAAUUAGGGUUUCCCCUGAUGGGUUUUUACCGCUAGAAGAUAAAUUAGGUGGGGUUUUUCUCCAGAAAUUGAAGGGUAAAGCUUUGAUUCAGAAUGCUUUAACUGCAGCUUUAGGUAUUGCAGAAUUAAGUGUUGAUGUUGUUUCUAGGGUUUUAGAUAGAGGGGACUUAGGGGGUGAGGCUAUGGUUUUGUUUUUUAAUUGGGCGAUUAAGCAAGCUAGUGUUGGUAGAGAUUUAGAGGUGUAUCAUGUGAUUCUUAAGGCUUUGGGGAGGAGGAAGUACUUUGAUUUUAUGGUGGAUAUGUUUUUGGAAAUGUGUGUAGAAGGGAUUAGUAUGAAUUGCGAAACACUUGAGAUUGUGAUGGAUAGUUUUAUCCGGGCUCGAUGCAUAUCUAGAGCGGUUGAGAUCUUCAGGAAAUUGGAUGAUUUUGGGAUGAAGGGUGAUACUGAGGAAUUCAAUGUUCUAUUGAAGUGCGUGUGUAAACGGUCCCAUGCGGGCACUGCAAAUUCACUGCUAAAUUCUAUGAGGGGGAAAAUGGUAUUUGAUUGUGUGACUUACAAUACAGUGAUCGGUGGGUGGGCGAAGUUAGGUAGGGUUAGUGAAAUGGAGAAGUGUUUGGAAGGGAUGGUGGAAGAUGGGUUUUGUCCGGAUUGUAAGACGUAUAGUUGUCUUAUUGAAGGUUUGGGUAGAGCUGGGCAAGUUGAUGAUGCUGUUAAGAUUUUCAAAAGCAUGGAAGAUCAAGGGUGUCAACCUGAUGUAGGAGUAUAUAAUGCGUUAGUUACUAACUAUGUCUCUGUUGGUAAUUUUGAUGAAAGUAUGAAGUAUUACGAAGAAAUGUCAAAAAAUGAUUGUCUGCCGGACAUAGACACUUAUGCAAAAAUUAUUUGUGGAUUGCUAAAGGCUCGAAAAGUGGCUGAUGCCCUUGAAAUGUUUGACGAGAUGUUACGUCAAGGAGUCAUUCCUACCACUGGUAUGUUAACCUCUUUUAUUGAGCCCUUGUGUAGUUAUGGUCCGCCUCAUGCUGCCAUGACGAUCUAUAAAGGUGCUAGAAAACGUGGAUGUAUGGUAUCACUGACUGCUUAUAAGUUGUUGCUUAUGAGGCUUUCUCGAUUUGGUAAAUGUGGAAUGCUUCUGAAGUUGUGGGAUGAGCUGCAGGAGAGUGGACAUUCCCCUGACAUGGAUGUUUAUGAGUAUAUUGUUAAUGGAUUGUGCAACAACGGACAACUUGAGACUGCUGUAUGUGUUAUGGAGGAGGCUCUGCAUAUGGGGUUUUGUCCAAGCAGGCUCAUGUAUAGCAGACUGAAUAAGAAACUCAUGUCCUUUGGUAAAGUAGAGAAGGCUUAUAAGCUUUUUCUGAAGAUAAAACAAGCCCGUGUUAAUGAAAAUGCUAGGAGAUACUGGCGUUCAAAUGGCUGGCAUUUUUAAGCUGGCUAUUUCUGGAAGUGUCGAAUGAUUUUGCAUCACAUAGAUGUUCAAUGCCAUUCUCUUGCUAAAAGUCACUUUGCAGAUGACAAUAUUGUGGUCAGUAACGACAGGGCUUGGAUCUUUGAAAUAAUUUGCAUCUUAUUUAUACGUGCUUCAUUCAAUAUCAUACUGGUAAGGUUAAGUUUGAUUUCCCAGGUAAAAAACUUUUGUUCGGAGAGGAGGAGAUUUGCUACAAUAUCGAUGUGGUGAUCUGAAGCAAUGCCUUUGAUAAAGGAGCAGAGUAGGUAUUCAGGUCAUGACACUUGUAGCGGCGAUUGAGCUCCAACAUCCAACUACUGAAAGUUAUCUUCGUCUUUUUGAACAAAUGUGACUCCUAUUUUUGUAUGGUAUUAAGAUUUGUAUUCUUUAUAGCUUAUGCUAAUUGGAAUGAUUGGAAUCCUUAAAGAUGUGUUGUUUGAGGUUAAUGUACAUAGACUUGGAAAUUAUUGGUAUUUAUACAAGUAGUUAAUGUACAUAAACGAAAUUUUCCAAGAGAAUCAGAGUAGUUAAAUGAAGUUUAUGUUAGAAGAUCAAA
This is a messenger RNA of Spinacia oleracea (spinach), 2481 nucleotides long. RefSeq names its product putative pentatricopeptide repeat-containing protein At5g43820. Lineage: Eukaryota; Viridiplantae; Streptophyta; Magnoliopsida; Caryophyllales; Amaranthaceae. Gene Ontology annotation, molecular function: mRNA binding; protein binding. The record is from RefSeq and is a predicted model, not a curated record. The coding region runs from base 111 to 1907 and encodes 598 amino acids. The transcript has 2 exons.